Molecule: messenger RNA, 897 nt
Organism: Closterium sp. Naga37s-1
Lineage: Eukaryota; Viridiplantae; Streptophyta; Zygnematophyceae; Desmidiales; Closteriaceae
Source: the annotation of a GenBank genome assembly
AUGGCCGUCCGCGCGCGAAAUGCGGCUACCCCGUGGGCGGUUUUCGCGAGCAGCGCCGGCGUCGCUGCGCUGCUGGUUGCGUGUCUCCUGAGCGAAAGCGGGGCGAACUUCGCGAACGCGCAACCCGCGCCCGCGGGGGACCCCGACUGGGUGGCGCAGAUGCUGCAGACCACCGACUCAGUGGGUGCGGAGACAGACGCGCAACCCGCCCCCGCGGAUCUCGGCUGGGUGGAGCAGCUGAUGCCGAAUUCUGAUUGGUCGGCGCAAGACGCAUCCGCGCAAGGCCCCCCCGCGGAAAUCCCCCCCGCGCAAAUCCCCCCCGCGCAAGGCGAACCCCCCGCGGACGAUCCCGACUCGGAUGACCAGGAUGAGGAGGACGAUUCGCGUCCUGAAUUUGCUGGAGAAAUUGACCCCGAAGACUCGGAAGGUCAGGCGGAGCCUGACUGGGGGGCGCAGAUGCAGUCGAUCCUCCAGCAGGUGGCCAAUCGCACCUUCCUCUCCUCCUUCGGCCAGAUCUUCGCCAGCUUCUUCCAAUCGGAGCAACUGUAUAUCGAUCAGGAUGCAACUCUCCUCAUCCCCACCAACGUCGGCUACUGGCGCUACGAAACCCAGUGGGACACACUCACCCGCAAGCAGAAGCGUCGGUUACUCCGUUACCACAUUCUCAAGGGGCGUUACACCACGCAACAGCUUCUUGACGCCGCCCCCCUUACCCUCUUCCCGACUUUUAACCAGAACCUGCCGGUGAACAAAACUCUUAAGCCGAACGAAGUGUAUUUCCAGUCGGUUCCGCCGACGAGGUUCGUGUCGCCACUGAGCGUGCCGAAUGCGGGACUGACGGAUAACAUUGCUGCGCAUGGCAUGACGAUGGUGCUCAUUCCGCCCAACCUCAACUAG